Messenger RNA from Prorocentrum cordatum, 1107 nucleotides. The record is from the annotation of a GenBank genome assembly. Lineage: Eukaryota; Dinophyceae; Prorocentrales; Prorocentraceae.
ACGAUCAAGCAGGAGCUUGACUCGGUCCAGAAUGCCAUGCAGGCGCUGCACGCUGCCAACCCGCUGAAGAAGGCGCUGGAGGAGCAAGAGGAAGCCUUGAAGCAGAAACUUUACCAGGCCAAGCCGAAGCACAAGCAGGUCGAGGAGCUGAAUGCCGUCAUUGCGAGAGACGCCAGGCGCCAGCAGGAGGCGACGGUCGCGGCGAAGCAGGCGGUCGACGAGUACAACCGCCUGAAGCUGAUCGUGGAGAAGCACAAGCAGGAGCUGAAGGAGCUGGAGGCUCUGGAGGCGUUGGUGCUACUAGACGCGCCAGAGCCGAGUUUUCGCAUCGGCGCCCCCCUCGCCAGCGACAGCCAGGGGGAAGGCGCGACCGACCCAGCAGUGGCAGUGGGCAUCGAUGCAGGGAGGAUCGGCAAGGGCAAGCUGUCCUCUGCUUCGACGUCUGGCGCAGCAGCUGCGCGCAGGCGGACAACUGACAAGGCAUACGUGGAGACCCCGCAGGUGGGUCACAAAGGGUCGCUGCUUGGGGAGAGCAGACGCAGAAUAUCCGACGACGACGAGUUUGGCGACAUAUCGACGCUGACAGGCGGCGCGCCGAACGAUCUCGAGCCCAUACCAGUAUACGAUGGCAGGGUGGAGCGCGUCUGCAGGGGAGGUGCUGCAGAAUACCAGUUUGUCGGCCGCACGGACGUCCUGGUAGCUUCGAAGGCUGGCCUGGACCAGGGAGGCCGCAUGGCUGUCUUGAGCGAUCUUUUCGCGAACAGUGGCUUCAAUGUUAUUGGAGUUCAGGAAAGCUGGCUCCCUGGUGCCCAACUCCUGGACACUGACGCCUACGCCAUCUGCACAACCCCGGCCACCAACAUGCACGGACUCGGGGUGCAGUUGCGGGUGCCGCACCGGCUGCGCCACGCCGUCUCGGCUGUCAUGCCGCUCGGUCCGAGGCUGCUCAAGGCUCGCAUGCGGAUGAAGGGGAACGACAGCGACGACAAGACUUCCCUCGGCAUCGUCGUGGCGCAUGCGCCGCAUGAGAUGGCUGCGCUGGAGGAGGCGGACACUUCUUGGGAGGAACUGGAGACAGCGAUCACCUCCUUCCCAAAAGGUGUGCAG